AUGGUUCCAAACAAGGACCUUCCGCUGAUAAGGCGACCUUGUAAUCUGGGGCUUUGUAAAGAGAAGGAGCAAAAAAUGGAAAUACUAAAGUUGAACAAUGGUCAUUCUAUUCCAGUUAUUGGUCUUGGAACAUGGAAUAGUCCACCAAAAGAGGUUGGCGCAGCUGUACAAAAAUCUAUUGAAGUUGGAUAUCGUCAUAUUGAUUGUGCUUAUAUCUAUAAAAAUGAAGUUGAAAUCGGUAUAGCUUUACAGGAGGCAAUGAAAAAUAUGCAUAUAAAACGGAGUGAAUUAUUUAUCACCUCUAAAUUAUGGCACACGUGUCAUCGUCCAGAAAAUGUAAAGAAAGCAUGUGAAAAGUCAUUGAAAGAUCUGCAACUUGACUAUUUGGAUUUAUAUUUAAUUCAUUUUCCGGUUUCAUUUCAAGCUGGCGAAGUUGAUUUCCCUACGGAUGAAAAUAAUAAUCCUAUUUUUGACACAGUUCCACUUGAAGAUACUUGGAAGGCUAUGGAGAUGUUGGUUGAUGAAGGUUUGGUGAAGUCAAUUGGCCUUUCAAAUUUCAAUAAACAACAAAUUGAAAAUAUCCUUAAACAUUGUCGAAUUAAACCAGCCAAUUUACAGAUUGAAAUUCAUGCAAGUUUUCCAAAUAUUAAAUUGGUUGAGUAUGCACAAUCCGUUGGUAUGACUGUCACCGCCUAUGCACCUUUGGGUUCACCUGCUCGUUCACCUAAAUCAGGAAAUUUAAUAACUGAACCAUGGGUUAUUUCAAUUGGUGAAAAGUAUGGCAAGACAUCAGCACAAGUUUUAUUACGUUAUCUUAUUCAACGUGGAUUAAUCGUUGUCCCUAAAUCGGUUACACCUAGUAGAAUUGAAGAAAAUUUUCAGAUUUUUGAUUUUAAAUUGACGAAUGAUGAAAUGGAAAAGUUAACUACAAAUGGAUUAAAUGAGCGUAAAUUUCGAAUGCUUGGAAUGACCGCUCAUCCUGAAUAUCCGUUCAACGAAGAAUAUUAA
Trichobilharzia regenti is the source of this 1008-nucleotide messenger RNA. Lineage: Eukaryota; Metazoa; Platyhelminthes; Trematoda; Strigeidida; Schistosomatidae. The record is from the annotation of a GenBank genome assembly.